Molecule: messenger RNA, 6638 nt
Organism: Wyeomyia smithii (pitcher-plant mosquito)
Lineage: Eukaryota; Metazoa; Arthropoda; Insecta; Diptera; Culicidae
Gene: bdg
Product: sodium-dependent transporter bedraggled
Exons: 9
Coding region: 1296-6068 (1590 amino acids)
Biological process (GO): sodium ion transmembrane transport
Cellular component (GO): membrane
Source: RefSeq, a predicted model, not a curated record
UCUUGACUCAACUCGACUCGACGCGGUUUGAAGUUUACAUUUGGUGUGGUGUGCGAGGCUGUAAGUAGUAGGAACGACGAAGAGGAAGCCGAAAAAACCCGUCCAGUCGGUUUCUCCACUUCCAGCCAGGCAGUCAGUUCUAUGGCUUAAGCUGCUGGCACGUCGUGGCUCUGCUCGGCUUGGCUUGAACGGUUCUUGUAGCUCUUGAAAAUACGAUUUUGAUUACGAAAAAAAAGUUAGGACUUUGUGGAUUACCUUGUGUUUUGCCACGUUUGUGGCGUGUUCCGGGGUGAUAAGAACAUUCGUCAGAUCGUGUCCGUGUGGCAAUACGUGCUUGUGUUUCGUUUUGCGUGCAACCGUCAUUCAGGUCGUGCGAUCGAAGUAACAGCUGGAAUAUAACCUCAAUGCACCUGAGAGGUAUCUUUCCGAAAGAUGCAAAGUCAAGUAGUGUAGAAAUUCGUCAGGGUGGUGCUCGAAAACGAUGACGAAACGUGACUUCAGGCGGUGAGCGAAACUGACAAGCAGCAGUCAGUCGCGGAUGUCAAAAUCAAACCUCGAUCGAAGUGAGUGAUUUUCUACCUUCAGAACGGCGGUCGAUGUUGUGCACAAGAAGCAAGAAGCUGUGGUGAAUAUCAACGACCUUUUCCGCGCGCACGGUGCUCCUACGAUCGACGGGAAUGACGACGACGACGGUGCACCAGGGGCUUUGAUUUGGCGAAUCGCGCGAUCAGGUUUUUCCUGCUUUCAUCCGUCCGUUGGCUACGGACCAACAGAAGUAAGGAAGGUUGGUUCUUUGGUGAUGGUUUUGUUUACCACGCAAGAAGUGUGUCUAAAGAAAUCAAAGUGGAUUAAAGGCGAAGUGAGUUUCAUACGCAAGAAAUCUGUAAGUUUGAAAUAGUUUACCGUGGAUGAGAAGAGUGCACAAUGCUACGAGUCAUCAACUAGGCUAGCCGUAGUGGCAGAAUAAACGUGGCAAGUGUCUUCAUUUCAUGACGAAGCUACAAUUAUUUACAGCGAUAAGAAAGGUCUUGGGCAAGUCGUAAAUGCCAGUCUGCUGACACGCAGUUGUAGACCGAAGUGUUGUUCUAUAAAAAUCGUGCUCUUCGUAUUGUUAUACGGCGUCAACAAUCGGACGAUUUAGAUGGAAAAAUAGCCGCAGCCACCCAGAGGAUGAAACUUCCGGUGAUAACGGAAUCGAUAUUGUUUGCUACCUGCCAAACUUAGCACCAGCAGAAGGUGCAAAUCAUACAUCACACUUAGUUGAAUAAGUAAGUAGGAAAAGUGCACCCAACACUAUGGCCUCAGUCACAGCGACCGAGCAAGGCGUAGGUCCUCCUGCUCCAUUGGCAACAGCACCGACCGGCGAAGGUGACCUGCCAUACAAUUGUUCCGUGCGAAUGCAUGCUAAUUUGAACGGGAACGCUAACGAUGUCAGCCAGGUUAGCCAAUGGGAUGAUACCAGCAUUGGUGGACCAACCACUUUCCGUGUCGGUCAGUCCUGUACUAAGCGGAUUCCCAAUUCCGAUGCGAUGGGGAAUGCAAUCGGUCAGGAAGUGUCCAGUCGUGGAAAAGUGUACCACCGCCACGGUGAGGAUGAUCAAAGUGAAAUAAACCGAAAUCUUCUGUACGAGGAAAAUAUGUGCACGUUUGAGAAUUUCUGCGAGAAAAGCGGUGCGGCGCGGGGUGAGAGUGAGUCAGAAGAGGGUGCGACAGGUGGUGAAAGUAUAGAAAAUUUCUGCACGCUUCGAAAGAAACGACCGCAGCAACCAGCGGAGCAAGAAAGUGGUUCCAGUCGCAGUGGUGUGAAAGAAACAUCUCUCACGAAUCGAGUGAUGGCACCCUCGGCGGUUGAUCCGAUCGGGAGCUUCUGUACACUGAAGAAAAAGAAGCUGAAAUUGAAUCAGAAGUUUGUGGAAAGUUUUCUCGAAGAUCCGAAUGCCAAGCUGCACGACUAUCUGUCGGAGUUGGAUGCAUACUUGGAUGAGAUCGAUGGUUUGGGGCUGUCAGAUGACGAAUCGGGGGACGACGGGUUGAAUGAUGAUGAAGUGCAGCAAGUGGCUGAAGUGGGGGAAACCGGUGGCGAAGAUUCGGAGAAGAAUCUAGAAAAAGUAAACGAAGAGGAAAAGGGUUGUGCCACUUCCAGCGCAGUGAGCUACAUUAACAUCGAGAAUUUCUGUACGCUACCGAAGAAGAAAAGGGUGCAAUUUUUAACGGCAUUUAACCGGGCUGGUCCCUUCCGAAGAACCUUCGUAGCCUCCGGCAGUGGUUGCGAUAGGCGAGAGGUGAUUGCUGAAACGGAUGAAUCAUCGCUACCGACCGAUCGUGACCUAGCUACUGGUGGAGUAGGUUACUCGGAAGAUUCAACACGAAAUGCUGAUCCCUCGACAGAACCAGCCUCCACUGCUGCGUCCGAUCGGAGACCAGCCUCGAGACGCACCUCCACGUGGCUGCGCAAUUCUAUGCGCAAAACUCGUCCCAUCGCAUUACCCGAUCAACUAGAGCCAGUACAAGCAACAGCGGUCGACAGUUGCACCAGUAUUAAUUCCGUGCCCGAUCGGGCCGAAUCCCCGAUUCCACAUCCUUCACCCAAGCCACCCUCGAUAAGUGGCGAUCAGGCGACGCUAGAAGACUAUAACGAGCUCAGCUCUAUCACCACGCUUCCAGUUUCCGACUUGGAAACCAAUCCAGUUGAACCGGCGAUUGUUCCUGCUGCUCGAAGGAACUCAUUCAGCACCCCUGUGGAAUAUGACUUCCAUUACGAUGACCAACCAAAAGCAACCACUCACGCAAUCGAUCGGACCACCGAAGAACUUGUUCCCUAUCUAGCAACGGCAACGCUAUGUGAACGGGCGCCACCGCUAGAGGUGAUUCUACACAGUCCUACCCAAACGCAUCGACCCCGUCAAACGGGACGCCGCUCGGAGGAACGUCCCCGAGUUGUGUCCAUCACUGCCGAACGGGAUGCCGUAACGAAUCAGCUAAUCAUCCGGACCAACAGUGUUCCGGCAACGAAUUCACCACAUCAUCAUCGCCAGGCGUCAUCACGCCACGUGGAGACAUCCCACAGUCCACCGCAGAUCGGCAGUCUGCAUCAUCAGCAUCGUCAUUCGCAUCAGCAUCACCAACGGUACCGGGAAAUGGGUUCGGAAACAAGCUCGAUCGGUUCGUCCCGGAAUCCCAGUCCAGUGUCACUACUCUCGACAACCACGUUCAGCUCGACUGCGUCCGGUGCCGAACCGGAAAGGUCACGUUCAAGGCCUGACGAGGAAGGACGUGACGUAACCAGUUUGGCAGCGGGUGUUGAAUCGACCACGGCUGCCAGCAGUAAUGCUACCACCACACGGACUGGUUCCCUUCACUCGACGCCUGGUGUCGGUAGUCAAGAGGAUGACGAGAUCUCCGAUUCAUCGGAUGAGGAAUCUGAACCGGAGAUGGAUCGCAAUGGACGACCGAAGCCGAGAUGGCCCCAUUUGAUGUCUCGCUCGAUGGCUGUUAGCUUUUGCACGCUCGGACUGUUCAACAUAUCUCGCUUCGCCGUUUUUAGUAUCCAUUUCGGGGCGAAUUUUAUUGUGCAGUUUUUGAUUUUUACGUUCCUAUUCGGGAUUCCGAUGCUGUGGCUACAGAUGGUGUUGGGAGCUCGCAUUAGAGGAGGACCCGUCACUAUGUGGCGCAUCAGUCCCAUAUGUAAAGGCAUCGGAAUCGCUCUCAUUCUAGCACAAGGACUAGUCUCACUUUAUUCGGCAAUUUCUCUCAGCUGGGUUUUAGUUUACUUCCGAGACUCAUUUGUGUCGCGCAGCGAAAAGUACCGUUGGCAGGAAAUUUUCGAACUGUACCGAGGCCCCGGUAAUCAAUCGUUCCGGCUGUCGGAUACAGUAGCUGAUUACUUCAACGGAGUAGUUCUUCAGCGCUACCAGCUUGGACCGGGCGUUCGAGGAGUCAGCGGAAUAGGAGCCGUACGUUUUCAGCUUGCUUUCAACCUAGCCAUCAUCUGGACGCUUGUGUUUGUUGUACUCUGCAAAGGAAUCCGAUCGUUUGGAAAGAUUGUUCUCGGAUUAUUUAGCGCGGCGAUGAUUGGCCUUAUCGCCAUCUGCUCUAAGUUUCUGACAAUGGUCAACUACGACAGCGUGCAAAGCAUUUUUCCGGCCACCGAGUGGCAAGACUUUUUUCUCAACUCUCGCAGCUGGAUGAGCGCAGCCCAGGAGACGUUCCUUACGUGGGGACUUCUCGGGGUGUCGAUUUAUUCCAUCAGUUGCCGAACGAACAAAGGCGGUGGACCCCGCAAGACCAGACGUGAAUUGCGCAGAGAUGCACUGCUAGUGGUGCUGUUCACCCUCACCGGACUGAUGCUGGCUGCUGUCUUUGGUAGUGCUUGUGUGCAAAUUCUGAACAGCAGAGGUUAUUACUACUUUCCUGGAUCGUACGAAAACAUCGGUACGGACAUUUUCCUGCUGCCAGCGGAUCAACCUCUUCCCCCUCAGCAUGCCACAAUGCCCACGAAAUGGCUCAUCCGAUACUCGAUGGUACUGGGUGAAAGUUUCAAGCGACCGUACGCUAAUCCGCAUCAGGAAAGUGGCUUCCAGGUACUUCGACUGAUAACGGAGCUGUUUCCAUCGACGCUGGCAGCCGCCACCCAAGACCGUAUCGCUCCCAUCUGGAGUUUAAUAGGAUUUCUCACGCUGUUGCUCUUUGGGCUGGGUCAGUUGUGUGCCAUGUGGAAACCAAUUGCCGGAGCAAUCGGUGAUUCGCCGUCAUCGAUUGUACUCAGCUGCGUGACUGGUCUAUUUAUGGGCAUUCCACUGGCAACCGAGAGUGGAAUCACUAUCAUUCACUAUCUGGAUAUGGUUCUAGGUGGAGCCUGGUGGCUACUGCUGCUUUGGGUUGGACAUAUCAUGGCUAUUUUUCUCGUUCGUGGAAGGCCUUUCACCAGUGAUCUAUUAGUCAACGACCUUCGUCUUACCCAGUCACUGUCAGCGUUUUUGGCCUUCGCAUGGAACUUUUUACUUCCAAUCGGCAUGAUAUUUCUGUGCAUCCUAGAAUAUCGAGUUUCGAACGCGAAUGCAUUUUUCAAUUGGAAGCACGGAGGUUACUGGCCCCUGUGGGCUCGUCAAAUCGGAGGUUUCAUUCAGGUUGCUUUCCUACUGAUGGUACCGACUGUGACGGUUGUGCAAAUCUAUCGAUAUCUAAGCCGAGGGCCACCGGAUAUUCUCGAGCGAUUUGAUCGUCUAUUGCGACCAACGAUGGGAACCUAUGAUUCACCAGCGCACAGCGCUCGCUUACAGUACACACGCCGCCCUGCGCCUCCAUUGCCAGUGCGAACUAUCAACUCCAACCAGACGGUUAUUUCAAUCGAAUCACGGCCUCCACAAGAUGAUGCUCCACCAAAAUACACACCGCCACCUUCGUACACGACGGCCACCGGCGCUAGGAUUGCUAAGAUGCUACGAAACAGCAUUCGACGGAGUGUUAGAAGAAUAAUGGGCGAACCAAGCGGCAACCGUCAACGCAGUGCUUUGCCUCAGCAACAUCACAUUUCGCAACAGGGCUCUGCCAAUCCAGCCGGUGACGAACUGCCGCCGCCAGAUUAUUCCUCGAUUUUAACCGAAGCCACAAACCAACUGUUUAUUCCAACCGGCGGCAUCGAAAUGGGACCUCGGGUGCUGUACAACAGUGAAACACUAAGCGGCCGCCGACGGCAUCGGUCUUUAACUACCGCUCAGCAACAACAGCAGCAGCCGCAAGCAAACCUUACUGCGACUGAUGUCCUGCAAAUUCUACGUCCAGCUACGAUAUCAGUCCCGCAAGCUGGCCAGCAAGCAAAUUUGGCACCAAUUAAUCUGAGUCGGAAUCCUUCCUUCGUUACUGCUACCGCUUCAUCCGCUAUCGGUUAUGGUAACAUGGAUCUGGUGGUACGUAAUAGCCUCUCCCGGCGCCAUUCGAUUGGCAGUUCGGUCGAGAAUUUAAUACUAGGCGCAGCACCUAUAGGCGAUUCCAGCAUCAUAACCCUGGCCGUCGAAGAAGAUGACAACCGGUGCGAACGACGACAGAACGGUAACGAUUCUGUGAUAUAGAAACAGCACAGGUUGGUGCGAGUGUUUACUUUCUUCUACAAAUUGCACCUAGUAGCGUUUACUGCUACUAGUAUCGGUAGCAGAGCACAUACGCUUCUUGAUUUUUCCUAUUGCGUGCUCUUUCGUGCAAGUUUUGUGCACUACAACAGUGCGGUAGAAUAGAACAAACGAAAGUUUUUCUUUCUUUAAUUAGGUAAGAAUAUUUAAACAACACUAUUUAGAUGUUAUGAUAUAUAUAGCAGAUACACGAAACAAGCUUUGUAUAAACGAUAAGCUUAGUGCAACGUAUGUUUCAGCUUUAUUACGUUGAACCUAUGCUGCGGAGAUUGUGUAGUAUAAGUUCGAGCUGAAUCCGUCCGUUAUUAUAUUAACGUAGAACAAAACAAUAAAAAAAUGCAGUUGCGUGCCUAAAGCUGGCAGCGGGUGUGAAUUAGAAAGAAUUGUCCUUUUUGAGAGCUUUUUUAGGUAACGCGUUUAAUAAUAAAUUACAGAAAACGUUGCACCAAGAACUAGCAGAGAGAUACUGAAAAAUAUGUACUACUACAGGCUUCGAGUUCAAUACUAACUGAA